AUGGUCAAGUUGGACUUCGAUCUCAAGCGGGACGUGCCUGAGCUCACGGGCAAGGUCAUCCUAAUUACCGGUGGCACAAGCGGACUUGGUGCCGCUACAGCUAGGAUGUUGGCGAGUCGAAACCCGGCCAAAAUCUACAUCACGGGGCGGAAUGAAUUCAGAGCGCAACACGUCAUCGCGGACAUAAGGUCCACGGAUACGGGAACCGAAGUGUUCUGGAUACGCUGUGAUCACGCUGAUCUCGCGUCCGUCAAGGAGGCCGCAGAGUUGAUCUCUGCCAAGAAAUCUUGCCUCAACAUGCUCAUGGCUAACGCUGGCGUCAUGGCGCUUCCGCUUGGUCUUACCAAGGACGGAUAUGAGCUACACUUUGGUAUCAACUACGUUGCGCACGCCCUACUGAUCCGCAAGCUGCUUGGCCUGCUGCACAAAACGGCUGAGGAGCACGGCGAGGCGCGUAUCAUACUCGUCUCUAGUCUGGCCUUCGUGCUGGCGCUGCGGGGGCGUUGGCAACGAUAUGCCCAGAGCAAGCUGGCCAACCUGGUAUAUGGCCGUGAACUCGCCCGCCGGUACCCAGAGAUCCUUACACUAGUAGCCGAUCCGGGCCCUAGCAAUACGGGACUGGUGUCGAGUCUCGGGCUUCUGGAUAAGACGAUCGUGUAUCUGGGGAAUAUAAACAGGUUUCUCGACGAUGAACAAGGGCAUUGGAAUCAGGUAUGGACUGUUGGCGUGCCUAAGGAGCAGGCGAAGCAGGGAGAGCUAUAUGAGCCAGUCAGUAAGCUAACUCAGGGGUACACAGACUGGUGUCUGGAUGAGCAACUGGCGACAAGGCUGUGGGACUGGACGGAGGAGGAGCUCAAGCCCUGGUUAACGUAG
This is a messenger RNA of Truncatella angustata, 873 nucleotides long. RefSeq lists its product as uncharacterized. The transcript has 3 exons. The record is from RefSeq and is a predicted model, not a curated record. NCBI's taxonomy places the organism in Eukaryota, Fungi, Ascomycota, Sordariomycetes, Amphisphaeriales, Sporocadaceae. Bases 1 to 873 code for a protein of 290 amino acids.